AUGGAAGUGUCAAAAAUAUUCAGAAUAGAAAUGAUAAGGGAUGUAAUCAGGUCGACUCAUUUGUAUUUGCUCUAUGAGCUCUUCCUGUUGUCGAUGAAGAUCACCGCCGCCAUGUUGGUUGCAGCUGUUAGGAUGGUGAUACCCCCUAAACCAAAGAAUCUGUUGGGAGAGACUGUGCUGAUUACCGGUGCUGGGCACGGAAUUGGUAGAGAGUUGGCCAUACAAUUAGGUAAUCUGGGCUGCACGAUCAUUUGCUGGGAUACAGACAACCAUGAGCUCGAAUCGACGAUGAACGCCGUGUAUAACAAUGGCGGAAAAGCUUACGGGUUUAACGUCGACGUGUCUGAUAGGGAGGCGGUAUCCAGGACCAUAGACAGAAUGGAACAAAAGCGUAUACCAGAUGUAUCGAUCCUGAUUAACAAUGCUGCCGUGUUAUAUUAUAGUUCUUUCUUUUACGGGUCUUUAAAUGAUAUCAUGCCGACGUUCAAUGUAAAUGUUCUUUCUCAAGUCUGGACGAUCGAUGGUUUCAUCCGAACCAUGAUAAGGAGAAAGAAAGGGCAUAUAGUGAGCAUAAACAGCAUGUGCGGGAUUUACGGGUUGUCUGGAAAAGUCUCGUAUUGCGUUUCGAAGUUUGCAGCCAGAGGAUUAAUGGAUGGGCUUCGCGAUGAGUUUCGUCAGGAUCCUCGGUCUGCUUGUAUACAAUUCACGACUAUUUAUCCAUUUUACGUAGACACCGGACUAGCUAAAGAUCCAGAGUACAGGUGA
This is a messenger RNA of Colletes gigas, 765 nucleotides long. It is a transcript of the gene firl, whose product is annotated as estradiol 17-beta-dehydrogenase 11-like. Gene Ontology annotation, molecular function: oxidoreductase activity, acting on the CH-OH group of donors, NAD or NADP as acceptor. NCBI's taxonomy places the organism in Eukaryota, Metazoa, Arthropoda, Insecta, Hymenoptera, Colletidae. The record is from RefSeq and is a predicted model, not a curated record. The coding region runs from base 1 to 765 and encodes 254 amino acids. Gene Ontology annotation, cellular component: lipid droplet. The transcript has 5 exons.